GGAAGUGCCUUCGCUUGUUUGACAAACUCAAUGACAAACAAGCGUUAGAGCACAGGCGUACUGAGGGACACCGACAGCAACAACGUGUAGACUACUGCGUCUGAAACCCGUGAAGACCAGAAAGUACCAGGAACUGCUCAAUUGUUUCUGUAAGCUCAUCGUUAACGCUGCUGAGUCAGUGUCGAUUCGCUUUUAAGAUUAGCACGAACACUUAGUCACAGAAGAUCACAAAGGGACACCAUCUGCUCAAUAUCACGUUCAGAACCGGCAAGAGUUGAAGUGGGGCUGAUUUUCCAUUCUGCCCGUCUUGUGCGCUCGGACGAGACACACACUGUUACCGUCUCAAUGUGGCUUUUGAGCACACCAGGGAAUUGUUUUGAUGCUUCAUUGUUUUUCAACCAACUGAGGCAAUUAAAAUACCAGUAGAAACGAAAAUUGUUGCAGCGACCUGCAUGAUGAUUUGUGGUUUUUAGGUAGUGAUGCUGGGAUGAUGGCGGAGGAGACACACACUACCGAAGCUGGGACGGGACCUUUGCUUAAUUCUACGAUUGUGGUACCGGUCGCGACAGAGGUAGUGGGGUUAAACAGCAAUGAUGCCUUGCUUACUCCGUCCAGCACUCGGGCAUUUCUGGACGUUGCUGCAACUGCGGCGGCUGUCGGUGCCGCGCAGCCCGUUAUGGGAGCCGAGGCUGUGUACACAAAUGGAAGAUACAAAGACCACGGGAGUCCCAGGGUUGGCAGCAGAAGCCGGGAUAAUUCAGCGGAGAGGAAUCCGGGAAGCUUGGUCACACCUUGUGGUAUCAUGAAGGAUGGCUCAAAGCAGAAGCAGGCACGUAAGAAGACAGUGUCGUUCAGCACCAUGCCCAAUGACCGCAAGAUCAACAGCACAGCUGCGUGCAUGGCCUUCAUGAUGGAGGGUUGUGAAAUGAAGAAGGUGCGUUCCAAUUCCCGCAUGUACAACCGCUACUUCCUGCUGGAUUCAGACAUGCGCUGGCUUCGCUGGGAACCCUCCAAGAAGGACUCGGAGAAGGCCAAGCUGGAGAUAAAGAGUAUCAAGGAGGUGCGGCUUGGGAAGAAGACCCCUGUACUGCGCAGCAAUGGCCUCUCUGACCAGUUCCCAGAGGAGUGCGUGUUCUCCAUCAUUUACGGGGACAACUAUGAGUCUUUGGACUUAGUUGCCAGCACAGCUGAUGUGGUCAACACUUGGGUGAUGGGCCUCCGCUACCUCAUAUCUUAUGGGAGACAUAUGGUGGGCAUCAUUGACCCCAGCCAGCCCAGCUUAAGGACAUCUUGGAUUGGUUCAGUGUUUGAGAUGGCAGACAUGGGUAAGGAGGGACACAUCGACCUCUCCAGGGCCAUCCAAAUUAUCAAGGGCCUGAACCCUGGCAUGAAAGCAUCACGGAUAGAGCUGAAAUUCAAAGAGCUCCAAAAGGCCAAGGAUCAAUACAGGGAAGAGAUAACUAUGGACACCUUCACCGAGGCCUACUGUGAACUCUGCACACGCCCUGAGAUUUUCUUCCUCCUAGUGCAGUUCUCCAGUAAUAAAGAGUACCUGGACUGCAAGGACCUGAUGCUCUUUGUGGAGGUGGAACAAGGGAUGGAAGGGGUGACGGAAGAGAUGUGCAUGGACAUCGUCCACAAGUUUGAGCCAUCCACAGAGGGCAAAGAGCGGGGAUACCUAUCUAUUGACGGCUUUACGCACUACCUCCUUUCCUCUGAAUGCCACAUCUUUGACCCCCAGCACAAACGAGUCUGCCAAGAUAUGACACAGCCUCUGUCCCAUUAUUAUAUCAACUCUUCACACAAUGCCUCGCUUCUCGAAGACCACUUCUGGGGCUCUUCAGACAUCAAUGGCUACAUUAGGGCUCUGAAGAUGGGCUGCCGCAGCCUGGAGGUGGUGGUCUGGGAUGGUCCUGACAACGAGCCUCACAUCUAUUUAGGUAACUCAGUUUCCUCCCAGGUGGCUUUCUGCAAGGUCCUGGAUGUAAUAAAUCAGUAUGCCUUUGAGAACUCUGAGUACCCCCUCAUCCUCUGCCUGGUUACCCACUGCUGCAUCCAUCAGCAGAAGGUCAUGGCACAGCACCUGAAGAAAAUCAUUGGGGACAAACUGUAUGUGGACCUGCCAGACUCAGAAGACCAUUACCUUCCUUGCCCUGAGAAACUGAAAGGAAAGAUUCUCCUCAAGGGCAAGUGCUUCCCUCCUAACUGCUCAGACUCUGAAGGGGAUGUUACAGAUGAGGAUGAAGGAAUGGAGAUGACAAGAAGGGCUGGGGCUGACGACAGUGACCAGCUCAAUGGGAUCAGCUGCAGAAGGCUGCGCCUGUGCAAAGAGCUGUCUGAUCUGGUCACUCUUUGCAAGUCAGUGCAGUUUAGAGACUUUGAGACCUCGAAGAGGUGCCAGAAGUACUGGGAACUGUGCUCUUUCAAUGAAGUUGAUGCCAACAGGUUUGCCAAUGAAUAUCCAGAGGACUUUGUAUGCUACAACAAGAGGUUCCUCUCCAGGGUAUACCCUAGCCCCAUGCGGAUUGAUGCCAGCAACAUGAACCCUCAGGACUUUUGGAAGUGUGGGUGUCAAAUUGUGGCUAUGAACUACCAGACACCUGGCCUUAUGAUGGACCUUAAUUUAGGCUGGUUCCGGCAGAAUGGGAACUGUGGGUAUGUGUUGCGCCCCGCCAUAAUGAGGGAGGAAGUGUCAUAUUUCAGUGCCAAUGCUCGGGACUCCUUGCCUGGCGUGUCUGCCCAACUGCUUCACAUCAAGCUCAUUAGUGGGCAGAAUUUGCCCAAGCCUAAGGGUUCAGCUGCUAAGGGAGAUGUGGUGGAGCCCUACAUCUACGUGGAGAUCCAUGGCAUCCCUGCUGACUGUGCAGAGCAAAGGACUAAGACUGUCUCUCAGAAUGGAGAUAACCCAAUUUUUGAUGAGAGCUUUGAAUUUCAGAUAAACCUCCCUGAGCUGGCAGUACUGAGAUUUGUGGUGCUGGAUGAUGACUAUAUCGGAGACGAGUUCAUUGGCCAGUACACCAUCCCCUUUGAGUGUCUGCAGCCUGGGUACCGGCACGUCCCCUUGCAGUCUUUGACCGGAGAGUUUCUGCCUAAUACUACACUCUUUGUGCACAUUGCCAUCACGAACCGCCGGGGUGGGGGUAAGGCCCACAAGCGGGGGCUUUCUGUGAGAAAGGGCAGAAAAGCGCGUGAGUACACCUCCACCAAAACCACUGGGAUCAAGGUAGUGGAUGAGCUCUUCAGGGCAUCUACACAGCCACUGAGAGAAGCAACAGACCUUAGAGAAAAUGUACAGAAUGCCAUGGUGUCCUUCAAGGAGCUGUGUGGGCUAACGCCAGCUGCCAACAUGAAACAGUGCAUCCUGACGGUGUCAACCUGGCUGCUGAACAGCGAGCGCACGCUGCGGGUCACAGUCAACCUUAGUGAGGCCUACCCCACCAUGGAGGCCCAGGGGCCUGUCCCAGAAUUGCUGCGCAAAGUCCUCACAGCCUAUGACACGAUGAUCCAAACGAGCCGCACGCUGAUUGAAUCUGCCGAUGGCGUCUACGCCAAGCUCAUGCAAGUGCAACGAGCAGGACUGGACUUCCACGAGGAUCUCCACAGGAUUGGGGCUAAGGAGGGACUGAAGGGUCGGAAGCUGCAAAAGGCCAUGGAGAGCUACGCCUGGAACAUCACUGUGCUGAAGGGGCAGGCUGACCUCCUCAAACACGCCAAGAAUGAGGCACUCGACACCUUACGGCAGAUCCACUACGCUGCCCAGUCCUGUGGCCUCAGCAAGAAUGGGGCUGCCUCCUCCCCUGAGCCACACCGCGCCCGGGCGGGACUGGACCCUAUCCCCGAGAGCGAGACUGGCAGUGACACAGGAUCCUGCUGAACUCCUGCAGGACACCAACCCACCCCUCCCAACCCCAACCCCCCCAUUCAGGGAGUGUGUCUGUGUGGUGUGGGAGAGGAGUGGGUGUCCGUCAGGCAAGGUGAAUGCAGGACAGAACGGCAGGUGGACAAACGCAAGAUUUCACAGGAGGAGAGGAAGUGGGACAGGGGUGACGUGGCUUAAGAGAGGAUGGCUGUCAGAUGUUCUUUUCACCUGGGAGAAUAAAGGAGGGACAGCAUGGAAAACAGGGAGGGGGAGACAGGAACAGAUCCGAAAGGCGACGAUAACAAGCAGAGAUAUGUGAGCUGGGGGGUAAGCAGACAGUAAAAGGGGCAUCUGUCAGGAAAAAGAGAGACGCAGAGAAAAGAAGUGGCUCUCUCCCUGCAUUCCUGUCAAGGCCCCCUGAAUGGAGGAAGUUCUUCCUGUUAGAGCUCCAGCCUGACUCUUUGCACCCCAGCCAGCUCCUGGCAGCCCCCUCCUGUCAGUGCUCCCGCCCCCUAGCUAUUGUGUUUUUGUUUUUCCCUGUCCAUGUGCUUUUGUUUUCC
This is a messenger RNA of Megalops cyprinoides (Indo-Pacific tarpon), 4419 nucleotides long. RefSeq names its product inactive phospholipase C-like protein 2. The transcript is spliced from 6 exons. Gene Ontology annotation, biological process: intracellular signal transduction; lipid metabolic process. NCBI's taxonomy places the organism in Eukaryota, Metazoa, Chordata, Actinopteri, Elopiformes, Megalopidae. The coding region runs from base 488 to 3874 and encodes 1128 amino acids. Gene Ontology annotation, molecular function: phosphatidylinositol-4,5-bisphosphate phospholipase C activity. The record is from RefSeq and is a predicted model, not a curated record.